GUGUGCAGAAGAUAGAGGCAUGUCACCAUCCCAUUUCUCAUUUCAUCGGCUAUGAGCUCCAAGGAAGAUCCAUCAUUCCCUUACGACCAGCUAAGGACGCCGUUAUCAGCACUGCCGAGACACCUAACCAAAGGCUGGCGUCAAGACUAUGCUAAUUAACUCCAGGUCCCAAGUCUCUUGUUGCCUGGUGACAAAGUUUCACAGUGGAGGAGGAGAAACUGGCACAAACGGGUAUAUAUAGCAGUUUCUUGUGAUUUUUCCCUCAAACCGACCACCCACCAAUCAGAACAGCACACUUCAAACCUACGCCCUUACUAAAAGAACAUGGCCAAGGGCGGGAAAGGCCCUAAGGGCAAGAAGAUCACCCUCAAAGUGGCCAAGAAUUGUAUUAAAAUCACAUUUGAUGGGAGAAAACGCCUUGACUUGAGCAAGAUGGGAAUUACCAAUUUCCCCAAGUGUAUCCUGAGACUGAAUGAUGUGGAUGAGCUCGACCUUAGCCGGAAUCUGAUCAGAAAAAUCCCUGAAUCAAUCUCCAAGUUCCAGAACCUGCGGUGGCUGGACCUGCACAGCAACUAUAUCGACAAGCUUCCUGAGUCCCUUGGCCAGAUGACGACUCUGCUCUACCUCAAUGUCAGCAACAACAGGCUCAUCACCAAUGGGCUGCCUGUGGAGCUCAAUCAGCUCAAGAAUAUCCGCACCUUGAACCUAGGCUUGAACCACCUGGACAGUGUGCCCACCACCCUGGGUGCUCUGAAGGAGCUCCAUGAGGUGGGGCUCUAUGACAACCUGCUGACCAGCAUCCCCAACAGCAUCUCCAAGCUCCCCAAGCUCAAAAAGCUCAACAUAAAGCGAAAUCCCUUUCCCAAGUCGGAGGAGUCAGACACAUUCAUAGAUACCAUCAAGAGGCUGGACAACUUAUAUCUGGUGGAAGACAAAGAUCUGUGUUCAAAUUGUCUGAGAAAAUGCCAACAGGCCCGGGACAAGCUGAACAAAAUCAAGAAUAUGGCCACGGGAGCACCGAAAAAGGCCAUCUUUUCCAAUCUGGUCUCACCCAAUUCCAUGGCCAAGGAUUCCCAGGAAGACUGGAGGAUCCGUUCAACAACUCCCUAGAGUAGUUUAUGGCAAAAACUUGAAGACUAAUCAGCCAACAAGGAUAAACGACUUUGAAGAAGAAAAGCCCUCGGUUAGGAGAAGAAAGAGAGUGGUAAGGGGAACAUUCUGAAAGCCAGGCCUUGUGGUGCUGGCCAAGAUACUGACUUGCUUCUUAAAUUCACUUUGUCUCUCUUUGCUUUAGACCAUUUAUGUGUGAAAAUGACUUUGAGAAAUAUUUGGUGAAUUUUUUUUUACAUAUAUAGAGGAAAUGUUUAAGAAAAUGAUAAACAUAAGUCACAGAAAAUUAAAGUUUUAUAAAAAUACUUUAAGACUUAAAAGACUUAUGGUCUUUAUACUCAAACUGGUAUGGUCUCUAUGCCAGUCACCUGUGCCUAGAUGCAGCAAUAAACAGAUCCUUGUACAUCUGCCAAGUACUAAUUUAUGAGUAAAUAUGACAAGCUGCAACCAUCCCGAAGAGCUAAGGCAUUUCAGGAGAAAAAGCACCUUGACCUCAGUUCACCAGACUAAUCUAAAAUUAUCCAUUGUUGAUCUUGACACUGAAGAUGCUAUAAUAAUAAAAAGUAAAUG
Messenger RNA from Lutra lutra (Eurasian river otter), 1680 nucleotides. RefSeq names its product leucine rich repeat containing 18 (gene LRRC18). Gene Ontology annotation, molecular function: protein binding. The coding region runs from base 325 to 1110 and encodes 261 amino acids. The transcript has 5 exons. Lineage: Eukaryota; Metazoa; Chordata; Mammalia; Carnivora; Mustelidae. The record is from RefSeq and is a predicted model, not a curated record.